Messenger RNA from Limanda limanda (common dab), 4937 nucleotides. It is a transcript of the gene aebp1b, whose product is annotated as AE binding protein 1b. The transcript has 22 exons. The record is from RefSeq and is a predicted model, not a curated record. Lineage: Eukaryota; Metazoa; Chordata; Actinopteri; Pleuronectiformes; Pleuronectidae. Gene Ontology annotation, molecular function: zinc ion binding; DNA-binding transcription repressor activity, RNA polymerase II-specific; metallocarboxypeptidase activity. The coding region runs from base 623 to 4453 and encodes 1276 amino acids. Gene Ontology annotation, biological process: proteolysis; negative regulation of transcription by RNA polymerase II.
GCUCUGCUCGUUGAGUCUGCAGGGCUAACGCUCUCCACCGAGGAAUUCAACGGGAGCUGCAGACGAAAAGGAGGUGACUCUUCUCUCUCUAAGGCAGGAGGUGUGUACACCCUGUAGUCUGAGGCCUCACCUGCCCUCCCUCAUCACUCACCCUCCUCCUCCUCCAUCUCCUGUCUGAGCCUUGCACCUGUUCUGACUCGUCAGCCAGGUGAAGGGGAUCCUCUGGCCAUACACUUAUUAUUGCAGCUGACCGUCGCUGCAGGGCAAUUAGGAGCCAAGUCCAUUCAUUGGACUGAAUUGCUGCUUUGCUCUGUAUCUCUCUCGCUCUCUGUCUCCCUCUAUAACCCACCUCCCUUCCCUCCCUGCCUGUCCCUACCCCCCUCCCACUCCAUCUCUGUCUAGCCCAUUCUGUGACUGGUUGACACUGUGGUUGAGGGGACGCGUGGAGCAGCAGAGAUUCCCCUGCAGGAGCGUGGAUCACAUGGAAAGGACAGAGAGGAAGAGACGGUGAAAUAUAUCAUCUGGUGGAGCAUAGAAUCAGUGGUUUCAGCGUUGGACGGCUGACAGACAAAAGUUUUAAAACUCCAAACCAAAGGACUGUGCAGUUGGAAGAGCAGCAGGUAUGAAAAGCCAGACUGUGGUGGUGUCAGUGGCUCUGCUGGCCCUGUGCUGCCUGUUGAUACCCAGAGGAGGGGAGAGUGCUGGGGGGAUAGUUUCUCUCCGGCAGGCCGAAGGGGGCCGGCGGGCAGAGGAUCACCUGCCAAAUGAGUCCCUGGAUGAUCCAGAAAAAGAGCAGGGACUUGCAGAGGACCCCAACCCACUAGGAAGCCGCAGCAAGGCCAGAAGAGACACAGAGGAGGCUGCACAGACAGGUGUUGUGGGCAGAGUGAGGCGAGCACCUGAGGAAGGCAAGAAGAAGAAGAAGGACAAGAAGAAGAACAAAGAGCCGAAGGACCCCAACGCCACCAGGAAGCCCAAAACUGACAAGAAGGGAAAGAAGAAGGACAGGCAGACGACCACAACUCUGCCACCGACCACCACAGCCACCCCGACUGAGCCGGAGCCGGAGCCGUACACAGACUACAGCUAUCCUGAUACUGACAAUGAUUACUGGAAACCGGAAGAUGACUACUGGGAGGCUGAGCCAACGGCAUCCAGGCCUCAGCCAGAGAUUCCCACCACAGACCUUCCGUAUGACGACUGGAAGCCGGACGAGGGAGACCCUACCCCCCCUGUGGUAGACGGCUAUGAUGACUACUGGAAACCAGAGGAGAAAGAUCCGUCCACGCCAGCGCCCGACGCCUUCGAUGACUACUGGAAACCAGAGGAGAAAGAUCCGUCCACCCCAACACCCGACAUCUAUGAUGACUACUGGAAACCUGACGGGAAAGAUCUGUCCACUCUAGCGCCUGACAUCUACGAUGACUAUUGGACACCAGAUGAGAAAGAACCAGACAAUCCUGUGACGGAUAACUAUGAUCCCAACUGGGAAGAGGUGGAUCCAACACCCCCUGCCCCUGAGGUUGAUGGGAAGGCUGGGACAGAUGACAAUGAUUACUGGGAUUCCACAUUUGAGGAGCCAGACAAUCUUCCAUUCCCUGAUGGUAAAGAGGUCAGCCCUGAAAUCGUAGUGGAAACUCUAACAGAGGAGCCCACAGCCACUCCCCCAGACGAGGGGACGUGGUAUGAUGAAUACGACGAAUAUGGAAUGAGGAGAAAAGAAGACGAGACAGACGAUAAAUGGGUGGAGAAGGAGAGGGAGAGAGCAAAGAAGGAGAGAGAGAGGGAAGAGAGAGAGAGAACGCAGAAGCUGAAGGAGGCCGAGGAGCGGGCCAGGAACAGACCACGUGUCUACAAAGAGCCUAAGAAGUGUCCUCCACUGGGGCUGGAGUCCCACAGGAUCGAGCCAGACCAGCUUCUAGCCUCCUCUAUGUCUGAGUAUAGUUUUGGACCUUCGAGAGCACGACUCAACAUGCAGGGCUCUGACGAUGUAGACAACAUGAGAGGUGGAGCGUGGUGUGCAAACUCAGAGGACAGAAUCCACUGGUUUGAGAUCGAUGCUCGCAAGGACACAGAGUUCACAGGAGUCAUCACUCAGGGACGAGACUCCCGGAAUGAGAGUGACUAUGUGACAUCAUACUUCUUGGCGUUCAGCAAUGACAGCAGAGAAUGGACCACCAUUCACGAUGGAUACGCUGACUGGCUGUUCUUUGCAAAUAGCGAUAAGGACACUCCAGUGAUGAACCAGCUGGCACAUCCUGUGGUGGCCCGCUACAUCCGGAUCAUCCCUCAGAGCUGGAACGGCUCUCUGUGUAUGAGGCUGGAGGUCCUGGGCUGCCCAAGGCUUGAUCCAGCUGAUGUACAGAUCAGGCAAAAUGAAGUGACUCCGGUGGAUUACUUGGAGUUCAAACAUCACAGCUACUCAGAAAUGGUUGCACUUAUGAAGUCAGUGAAUGAAGAGUGUCCCAACAUCACCAGCAUCUACAGCCUGGGCCGCAGCUCCAAGGGACUGGAUAUCAUGGCCAUCGUCAUCUCUGGCAACCCCACAGAGCACGAAAUAGGUGAGCCGGAAUUUCGCUUCACGGCAGGUCUCCAUGGAAACGAGGCGACAGGUCGCGAGAUGCUUCUUCUUCUCAUGCAGUAUCUGUGCAAAGAGUACAAAGACAGAAACCCCAGAGUCCAGCGGCUGGUGGAGGGAAUACGCAUCCACCUGGUGCCCUCGCUCAACCCUGAUGGACAGAACGAAGCUUUCGAAGCGGGAUCGGAGCUCAGUAGCGUGACCACCGGACACUUCACUGAGGAUGGCUUUGACAUCUUCCAGAACUUCCCUGACCUGAGCGGAAUCCUGUGGGAUGCUGAAGAUAAGGGAAUGGUGCCAAAGCUGACCCCCAACCAUCAUGUGCCCAUACCAGAAGGCUUCGAGACCAACACCUCGAUUGCAGUGGAAACCAGGGCCAUAAUCUCCUGGAUGAAAAACCAUCCAUUUGUGUUGGGUGCGAACUUCCAGGGCGGGGAGAGAAUUGUGGCUUAUCCUUAUGACAGCUUACGUCUCAACAAGCCUGCCGUGAGCCAGCAGCCCCACAGCCGCAAGAAGAGACAGUAUGAGGAGGAAGGAUUUGAUGCGACAGAGUGGGGAAGGGGUUACCAAGAGGAGCCAGAGGAAGACUGGAGAAGUAGGGGAUAUGCAGAGCCAGAGCCAGAGGAGGAACAGAGGGGUCAUGGGUAUGACCAAGGUCAAGACCGUGGGUAUGAUGACCGUGGGUACGAGCAUGGAUACGACCGUGGUUACGAUCAAGGUAACGACCGUGGUUACGAUCAAGGUAACGACCGUGGUUACGAUCAAGGUAACGACCGUGGAUACGAUCAAGGUCAUGACCGAGGGUAUGACAACCGUGGCUACGACCAGGGCUACGACCACGGCUACGACAACAACCAAGGUGUCGAACGCAGAGAGGAAGAGGAAGAUGACAGAGGAAGAAGCGCUGGCUACCAGUACUCCGAGCCUGAGGAAGAGGCCCGGGUGAUUGCAGACGAGUCCCUCUUCAGGUGGCUGGCUGUCUCCUACGCCUCCACACACCUGACCAUGACACACACCUACCACGGCUCCUGCCAGGGAGACAAUGCUGGAGGUGGUCAUGGCAUGGUCAACCGGGCCAAAUGGAGGCCAAUCACAGGCAGUAUGAAUGACUUCAGCUACCUCCACACCAACUGUUUUGAGCUGUCCAUAUUCCUGGGAUGUGAUAAGUUCCCCCAUCAGAGUGACUUAAUGUACGAGUGGGAUAAGAACAGAGAAGCCAUGCUAAUCUUCAUGGAGCAGGUGCAUCGUGGCAUCAGGGGCAUUGUGAAGGACCAGCAAGGGAACCCCGUGGCAAACGCCACUGUGUCUGUAGAGGGGAUAAACCAUGAUGUCACUACAGCUUCAACGGGAGACUACUGGAGGCUGCUGAACCCAGGGGAGUACCGUGUGACGGCUCGAGCCGAGGGCUUCUCCUCUGUGACCAAACUCUGCGUGGUGGGUUACCAGGCAGGAGCAACCGCAUGCAGCUUCAACCUGGCCAAGUCCAACUGGGACCGCAUUAAACAGAUCAUGGCCCUCCAUGGCAACAAGCCAAUUAGACUCAGCUACAGCAACAGCAGAUCACAUUAUACUCCAGUUACUAAUAACAACCAUCGUGCGGUCGAUGGCGACACUGGGAAUUCGGCUGAGCGGCGAAGGAGGCUCAAAAUAGCUCGUAUCCGUCGCCUUCGACAACUGAGACUAAUGAGACUAAGAUCGACGACAACAGCGACAACGCUACCCCCAACAACAACAACCACAGUUCCCACAACACCAGAGACCACCACAUCAUGGUACGAAUCGUGGAACACAAUGGAGGGACAAUCCUCAACGGCCGGGGGGUUCACAGACUCCAUCCUGGAUUAUAACUACGAGUACAAAAUUGAUGACUAUUAAACCAAACACACACUGCCUGUUUCUAUAAACAACUGUUUCCCACUUGUAGUUCUCACUGCCAUGUUGUUCUCCAAGCAGAUUGAUGAAGAAUCAACAGCGCAAUGGGAAUGUAGAGAAUAUUAGCUCUAUUAAUUGUAUAAAGAUAGCGUAUCUGUUACUUAACACUUGAAACAAUGCUUCUUCACAGACAUUCACCAUUAACAGUUCAAACUGCAUUUUUCCUGACUCAUUAUUCAGUUGUUUUUUAAUAAAGAAAAAAGUUUAUUGUGGAUGCACAUUAAACAAAUUCAUGACAUUGUUUUAAUUUCACCAGAGCUGAGUUAUUUACAGUAUCUUCCUCCAUGGCAGAAAUAUUUUUUACAUUAUGAACACUUGCUUAAAAGGUCAAGAGGGAGGGGAGCGGGGGAAGGGUCUUCUAUCAUGUGUCUUCAGAUACAGAUGGUUAGAAGAGUGAUUUUUCAAAUAAAGGCUUGUUUAUACAAAA